This is a messenger RNA of Struthio camelus australis, 2504 nucleotides long. RefSeq names its product N-alpha-acetyltransferase 30, NatC catalytic subunit (gene NAA30). The record is from RefSeq and is a predicted model, not a curated record. Gene Ontology annotation, molecular function: protein-N-terminal amino-acid acetyltransferase activity. Gene Ontology annotation, biological process: N-terminal peptidyl-methionine acetylation. NCBI's taxonomy places the organism in Eukaryota, Metazoa, Chordata, Aves, Struthioniformes, Struthionidae. Gene Ontology annotation, cellular component: NatC complex.
CCGCACCACAACCACCAGCUCAACGGCGUCAUCAGCCCCGAGCUGCGGCACCUGCGGGCCUCCCUCAAGAGCAAGAUCCUCAGCUCGGAGGCCGGGGCAGCUUCCGAGGGGCAGGAGAACAAGCGAGCCAGCAAAACAAUGGGCUCUGGACAGCAGCAGCAGCAACAGCAGCCGUCGCCCCCGGCCGCAGCACCGUGCUCGACCCCCCUUACUAACCACCUUGCUCCCCAGGGAAGGACUGCACCCUCUCCUCCUCCUCCUCCUUCUCCCCCAGCAGCAGCAACAGGGGACAGGAGCCAGCCUGCUGCCACAACUAUGACUGCUGCUAAGAGUGCAGCCCGCAAUGGACUCGCAGGAGGGACUGGCUUGGAGGAGGAAGAGCAGGAGGAGGGGGAUGAAGGAGGGGAGGAGGAGGAGGAGGAGUCCCUGCUGCUACUCUCCAGGUCCUUAGCAGCAGCCUGCAGUUUGAAAGGCUCGGGAACGGACUCUCAGCCCGAGGAGGACCUAACGAUACGAUACGUCCGAUAUGAGUCAGAGUUGCAGAUGCCCGAUAUCAUGAGACUGAUCACCAAAGAUCUGUCUGAACCCUACUCCAUUUAUACAUAUAGGUAUUUUAUCCACAACUGGCCACAACUUUGCUUUUUGGCCAUGGUAGGUGAGGAGUGUGUAGGUGCCAUCGUCUGCAAGCUGGAUAUGCACAAAAAGAUGUUCCGCAGAGGUUAUAUAGCCAUGUUAGCAGUGGAUUCCAAAUACAGAAGAAAAGGAAUUGGUACAAACUUGGUUAAGAAAGCUAUUUAUGCUAUGGUUGAAGGAGAUUGUGAUGAGGUUGUUUUGGAAACAGAAAUCACAAAUAAGUCUGCUUUGAAACUUUAUGAAAACCUUGGUUUUGUGCGAGACAAGAGGCUGUUCAGAUACUAUUUAAAUGGAGUUGAUGCACUGCGUCUUAAACUAUGGCUGCGUUAGAAGAAACCAUCACAUCAAGCAACUGACUUCCCAACAACGCAGAGUUGUCCUUUGCAUGCAAUGCAAUUUGUACAAAAUUGCUUUGCAGGUGGACUUAGUAAUUUCCAUGCAGCUCUUAUCUGUCAGUGUCUCAUUGAGUGUCGCACAUAUUUGUUGCACUUUGGCAUGGCGCAUUUGUUCAGAAUUAAAACAGAUUGUUUCAAACUUCGAGUUCUUUUGGUACCAGCAAGAUGUGCCAGUUGAUAGCCAAGAAAUGUUCAUUCAUUUGCAAGUCUACUGACUGUAUUACAUACACAGUGAACAUUUUAUCAAAGAACCUGUAUGUGGAACACAACUUUUGGUUCCAGAAAAAAGCCAAUGUAGAUUGUAAAAUUCUAUAAGUAUACUAACAUUUCAUACAAAAAUUGCCAUAGUUUUCUGGGAAAAGGCUUCAAUUUUAGGUUUUAUUUUUCAAUAUUGAAUUUUCCAUUCUUAAAUAUUGGUACCUCAGUGAUUAGUGAAUGAAAAAAUGUAUUGUAGGGUGGGGUGUGUGUUACAAUGAGUAACAGUAACAAUUAAAUUGCGUCUGCCAGUGCCUGUAUAGAUAAGUAUAUUUGUCUUCACCUCUAAGUUUGGAGUGCAUGCUUUUAUUCUUUUACUUUCUUUAAUUGUCCUUACAAGCAAAUUUCUGCUUUUAUUUAAAUUCUGGAUUUGAUAAUAAAUUAUUUCAGAUUUUUAUAAUUUGGAUACUUCUCCCAGAUAAGGGUUUGGAAGGCCCUUCUUUUCUUACAGCAAGAAGUGUAAGCUAUUUUGAAAACCUUGAGUAGCUGCUAAAAGAGAACCUGAUGUCACCAGUAAAUCUCUGCUGGUUUUGGAUGCACUUUUUUUCUUCAAAAGAGUGAGGGACUUUUAAAAGAAGAUAUAGAAAAUUAAUGUAAAUUGGUAUGAUUUUAUUUAAUCAAAAUUAUUGCUAGAAGCUCUGAAAAACAGCUAUUUUUAAAUAGUUGGAACAAUUUUUUUUUCAGAUUGCUUUUGCUUCAGUGUUCUAAAAUGCUUCAAUCUUUGGUUUUUUUGGUCUUGGAAAUAAAUUUCAAGGUGUAUUGUAUCCAUUUUUAGCUGCUCUCAUUUUCUCUAAACUUACAUGAGCUAAAUUAUUGGGGGAUUUUUUCCCCUCCAAAAUCAAAGCAGCAGGGAAGGGACUUCUCUCAUUCUCUCUCUCCCUCUCUAUCUGUCUCUGUCUCUUGCUCUGUCUUUUUCUUUUUUUUCUCCUUCUUUUUGAUUGGGCUUACAUAGGUUUAACUGAUACCCAUCAAAUUGUUCAGUUAUUACAUUGUCAAGGCUUUCUUGUUCAGUGUGAUUAUAUAGCCCAGUGCUAUGAAUCUGUUGGUUUUUUUCCACUUUGAAAAAAGGUAUUAGUUGACUUGUGGAAGAACCUAUGUAAUCUAUGGAAAAGGAUGAACUCAGUGAAUCCGCUCUUCUGUAGUUGAGCGUGCUUUUCAGAUUUGCCUUACUACUUUUUGGGGGGGAGGGGUGGUGUGUGGUGUGUUUUUUUUUUUUUUUUU